Molecule: messenger RNA, 1692 nt
Organism: Cylas formicarius (sweet potato weevil)
Lineage: Eukaryota; Metazoa; Arthropoda; Insecta; Coleoptera; Brentidae
Product: tRNA modification GTPase GTPBP3, mitochondrial
Exons: 4
Coding region: 167-1678 (503 amino acids)
Biological process (GO): tRNA wobble uridine modification; tRNA methylation
Cellular component (GO): mitochondrion; cytoplasm
Molecular function (GO): GTPase activity; protein binding; GTP binding
Source: RefSeq, a predicted model, not a curated record
UCUAGCCGUCACACCCGCUACAUGUACGAAAAUGAUAACUAAAUAUGCUGCUCCCGUGGUGAUGGCUAGCGUACGACGAUAGAACUUGCUUUUCUAUCCUUUUAUACUAUCCCAAUGCAUUGAUAAGGAGACUCCGUAAAUUUAUUUACAUAAACAUAACCCUGUCAUGUGUAUUUUUUCAAACUUUAAAAACAUAACUUGCCAUCGUUUUGCUAGAUUAUAUCGGUAUUAUUCGCACACAAUAUUUGCAUUAUCGUCAGGCCAAGGAAAAUGCGGGGUUGCAGUAAUACGAGUAUCCGGUCACCUCUCUGAGACAGCUUUGAAAGAACUUGCCUCUUUAAAAUCAUUACCACCACCAAGAACCACUCUACUGCGUAGUCUGCGACAUCCUAAGUCAAAAGAGAUUCUUGAUAGAGGUCUUGUUAUAUGGUUCCCAGGUCCAAGGAGCUUUACUGGGGAGGAUAGUUGUGAAUUUCAUGUCCAUGGGGGAUUAGCAGUUGUAAAUGGAAUGUUAGAUGCACUAAGCUGCAUACCAAGCUUUAGGUUGGCGGAACCAGGGGAGUUUACUAAAAGAGCAUUCCAAAAUGGAAAGUUGAAUCUUACUGAAGUUGAAGGAUUAGCAGAUUUGUUGCAAGCAGAAACCGAGGCCCAAAGAAAACAGGCUUUCUUACAAACCAAUGGAUCAUUAAGUAAACUGUAUCAAAAAUGGAAGGCUGUUUUGCUGAAAAAUGUAGCACAUAUUGAAGCCCAUAUAGAUUUUGAAGAAACUGAGACUCUAGAACAUGGAUUGAUAGAUAAAGUCACUUCUGAGGCUAAGUUGCUUAUUGAAGAAAUUGAGCAGCAUUUAAAUGAUGGACGGAAAGGAGAAAUUUUAAGAAAUGGUGUAAACACUGUAAUAAUCGGGGAACCAAAUGUGGGAAAGAGCAGUUUGCUGAAUUCAUUGGUUGAGAGACCCGCAUCUAUUGUCACCCCUAUUUCAGGAACCACUAGAGAUGUUGUAGCAGUUACUCUAAAUGUGAAAGGCUACCCUUUGGUUUUAUCAGAUACUGCUGGUAUAAGGACAAUCAGUGAUGAUAUAGUGGAGAAUGAAGGUAUUAAGAGGACUUUAAAAAGUUAUAAGGAAUCAGAUUUAGUUAUACUGGUGGUAGAUUUUGAAAAAUAUCACCAAUGGGCUAUAAUCAAUAACAACGCAAUAUUUAUGAAUUACUUGAUGUAUUAUGUAAGGAAAUUAAAUGUGGACGAUUUAACUAGUAACAGUGAUAAAAUAUCAGACAUGUUCACAAAACAUUGCAUAGUUGUGUUGAACAAGUGUGACUUGGAUGAAAACAAUAUUUGUGAUAACUUGCAAGAUGGCAUUGUCAAAGUUUCUUGCAUAAAUAAAAACGGCCUUAGUACUUUAGUUGACUGCCUAGCUGAUAAAUUAAAACUUUUGUGUGGCGACCCAUCUCAGGAACACCCCAGCAUGAACCAAAGGAGGCAUAGACAACAGGUAACUGAAUGUCUCAGAAAUUUGAAGUUAUUUUUACAAGAAAUGCAAUCUGAUACCCAUUCACACGACGUGGUCAUUAUGGCAGAAUAUUUAAGAAAAUCGCUAAGAAGUUUGGGCAAACUGGUGGGUACAGUGUCUUCAGAGGAGAUACUUGAUGUUGUUUUUUCACAGUUUUGUAUUGGUAAAUAAAACAUUUAAAAUUU